AACAACGACAGUAACAAUGGACGAAAUCUUAUCAAACUUUAUAAAAGUCAAUGAUCAACUUCAAUGUAAACAUUGUACAGAACCAAAGGUAAGAGUAACCGAUUUAUAAUCAGACUGAGAAAGAGACUCGUAGAAGAAGGACGUGCGUCUCUUUUUUCCUCUGCAUUUAUCUUAGCAAGAGUUUUUGAGAAAGUUGGAGCUCUCUGGUGCAGAAUUCUUUAGAAUUUUCUGCUUAACAGAUAAGAAAAAUGCGAAACGUAACCCCUAUUUUACUCUGAGAAGUUUAAGGUGAAAAAAACGAACCGGUUCUAAAUCGGACUUUUUUAAGUCUUCUCUCUAUCCUGAAUUUGAUGCGGCCUUGAGGCAAGCUAAAUCUUCUGACCUUACUGUGACAAUCUAGGAGAACUUCGGCACUGCUACUUGCCAUAAAUUUCUGGUCUUGCAUGACCUUUCCUUUUCAGGAUAGCAGUAGUUUUCUUUUCACCAGAAAAUUUACGUUUAGAAAGGUUUCUCAAACUAACUUAAUUUUGUUCUGUUUUCUUUAAUUGCAGUUUUUUCCAGUAAGUAGAACAGAUGGAAAUCUUAGAAGUCAUCUAGGACGUACACACAAGGGAACGCAUGGACAUGUGCUAUAUCCGUCUCAACGACGUCAAAGUCAGAAACCAGCAAGGCAAAUAACGGCUGAAUUAAAAAGAAAGUUAGAUGAUUCAUUAAUUAAAGCUAUUAUUGUUGAUGGACGAUCUUUUAACGAUUUCUCAAAGCCCGGAAUUAUUGAUUUCCUCGAUUUAGCAAUUCCCGAUUAUCGUCCUCCUCAUCGCACAACUAUAAGAUGUCGUAUUCAGAAAUUAUAUGCGGAAGAACGAGAAAAUCUUCGUCAACAAUUAUCAACAGUACAAAAUAUUGCUUUAACAAUAGACGUUUGGAAAUCUUCAUCACAUAUUUAUUAUUUAUGUUUAAGUGGACAUUAUUUCGACAAUAAUUACGAAUUAAAACAUAAUGUAUUAGCAUUUCGUCGAUUUAUUGGAUCUCAUACAGGACAACGUCUUCAACGAUUUCUAGAAAAUGAAGUAGAAAAAAUAAAUAUUCAACAUAAAAUUAGUGCAACCACGUGUGAUAAUGGUGCGGAUAUUCGAUGUGCCAUUACAGCAUCAAAUGUAUUAGGACCACGAUUCUCCUGUUUGGCACAUGAUCUGAACCUUACUGUUAAAAAUGGUCUUUGGCUAUACAAACAACCAAAAGGUUCAGAAAAAUCAUCAACAACAGCUGCAGCCACAACAAUGUUAAAAGAAAAUGAACUAGUUGAAGAUGAUGAUGACAAUAUUUCAAUUGCAGAUGGUGAAGACGUUCCUGAUGAAAUAAUUGAGACAUAUCUACCUCAAAGUGAAGAAGAUGAAAAAUAUGAAGCAUUUGAUCUUCAAGUACAGCAACAGGAAGAAGAAAUAGCUGAUGAUAUGGGGGAAGAGGAAGAAGAUUUAGCAAAAGCUGUAUCAGAAUUAGAUCAGGAAAUUUUAAUUGAAAAUUGUCGAGCAAAUCCUAAUCAUUUACUCAGAACAAUACAUGUGUUAUUUAAGCGUAUUAGAAAAAUUGUUAGUAUUAUGAAUAACUCAAGUGUUCUUCUUAGAUUUGUUAGAAAACAGAUUGAAGUUAAAAUUGAACAUGAAAAUAGUAGACUUCCAUUUAGUGAAUCACGUCUACGAGCAAAGGAUUUCGUAAUUGAUUUAGAAGUUAGAUGGAAUACUACAUACGAAAUGUUGAAACGUUUUUUAUUUUAUCGUUCUAUCAUCACAAAUAUCACUGAAAAUCCGUCAGAUGAAAUUGGAAUUCAACAGAAACAAUGUAAACAAUUGGAAGCAUUAGCAUUUUCAAGAACUGAUUGGAGUUUGAUGAAAUCAGUAAAAACGGUAUUGCAAGAUUUUUAUGAAGCAACAUCACUUCUCUCUGGUCAAUUGUAUCCUUCGAAUGGAUUUGGUUAUUUUGUCGUGAUGGCAUUGAAAAAAUACUUAUCACAAUCAGCAGAUGAUACAGUUGAAGAAUUACUGAAAGCUGAAAUAAUUAAAAAAUUUAGUCGUUAUUUCGGUCGUGCAUUUAUUUCUGAUGAACAGCAAAAAUCAUUUCUCGUAAGUUAA
This is a messenger RNA of Didymodactylos carnosus, 2126 nucleotides long. The record is from the annotation of a GenBank genome assembly. Lineage: Eukaryota; Metazoa; Rotifera; Eurotatoria; Philodinida; Philodinidae.